AUGUUCCGCAUAGAUUUUGCCAAUGAAGGCUGGAGGGCAUCAAAUUUCCGUGACAAAGUUCCUCAGAUGACUCAGUGGCUUGGUAGGCAGGAGAAAGUAGCUAUGUUUGAAAGCUACCUGAACAACUACAAGAGAGAAGAAGAGAAGCAGGCAGAGCUGGAAGGAGAUAGCAUCCAAAAUAUGGACGGUAUAAAGGCCAAGCCUGGAAAAAAAGGAGAGGAGGGUAGAUUUGAUGCUGUUAUUGUAGCACAUACUGAUGAAGCAGAGGCAACAGGCCUGCAAGGGAUGAAGGUUGGGAGAUUGAGGGUCAUAUUCUCACUCCCAGAUAUCCUUUAUUUUUACAACAUUGCACCUCAUUCAUGGCCCAAAGGCCCUUUGGCUUACGUGGAGUGGUACAAAAUAUCUAGAAAUCCUGGGAAAUUUCAUAAUAUGCAAAUAGUUUUGCGCCUGGUGCUAUUAUUCUACUGGGGAACAUACAUCAAAGUUGUCAUCUGGUUCCUCUUACUGGACCUGAAAGUGUUUGGCCAUCUACUUGGAGGACAGAUAAUUAAAUUUGCAUACCAAACAAUAUGGUAG
Molecule: messenger RNA, 576 nt
Organism: Serpula lacrymans var. lacrymans S7.9
Lineage: Eukaryota; Fungi; Basidiomycota; Agaricomycetes; Boletales; Serpulaceae
Exons: 5
Coding region: 1-576 (191 amino acids)
Source: RefSeq, a predicted model, not a curated record